ACGACGAUUGUAAGAUUUACUGUUUUCCGUAUUACGUUUAUUCUUCAUGUCUACUUCUAAAAACAAGUUAUCUAAUGCGGUACCGAACAGACCCAUUAUAAAAUGGUUACUACGUCAAACAACACAAAUGUGUGAACUUCAGAGAAUUUGUUACGGAGAACCAUCUGGAGCACCACGGACGUUAGCUGUAGAAGAAUCUCUCAAAUUGUCUAGAAAUGCUAAUAUCAAAACUCUUGUGGCUCACUUGAAUGAUCUUGCGGAUCAGCAUGCGAUAACGACUAAAACAGAACGCAAAAUCUUAGAAGAAGCUAUCAGAACAGUGUUGGUGACUAAGAAAAUAAAUCCAACCGCGCAUCCUGAUUUUGCUAAAUCAUUUGGCAAGUGUGUAGAAUUAAUUUGGGGCUAUAGACAACUUUGCGCAGAAUGCGAAGAACUUAGAAAAACCCCGUACGAUGCUGACAAUCCUGAACAUGAAUUGUUAUUGUUAAAAUUGUGGAACUUGUUGAUGCCUUAUGAACCUUUAGAUGCCAGAGUUACUAAACAAUGGCAAGAGAUUGGAUUUCAGGGAGAUGAUCCAAAAACAGACUUUCGAGGAAUGGGAAUUCUGGGUUUAGAAAAUUUAGUUUAUUUUGCUCAGGAAUACCCAAGUGCUGCGACGCAUGUAUUAUCCCAUUCUACUCAUCCACGUUACGGUUAUGCAUUUGCUAUUGUUGGUAUAAAUUUAACAAGUAUGGCUCUAAGAUUGUUAAGAGAUGGAACUGCCAAGACUCAUAUUUAUAAUUCUUCGAAAACUUUACCGACGAUUCGUGCCUUUCAUCAGUUUUAUUGUUACCUGUUUUAUGAAUUUGAUGGGUUUUGGAUUGAUUCAAAACCAAGCAACAUGAUGGAGUUCUCCUCUAUACAAGAAAAAUUUGAAAAUAGUAUCAGAAUGGCAUUAGCUGAUUCGUCUACAGUCUUUAGGAUAAAUAUAUCGGUUGAUAAUGUUUAAAAUAGGUGCAAUAUUUUCUGUUGAUAAGACCAAAAAUGUCGUACAGGGAAUUAUUACUACUGUAAUGGACAGAAUUAAUUUCUGUAAUAUAUUGCACAAUAUGUAUAUUGUGCACAGUGUCUUGCAAAUGAAUGUAGAUACAUUUUCAUAAACUAUAAACGAUAUGUAAAACAGUUAUUUUCGAGUCACUAAGUUACAGUAAGGUGUAAAGAAGCUUAAAACAUUUCAUAUUAUAUUUUUACUUAAUUUUUCUACUGGCUUAUAUCGAUAUAAUAAAAGAGAUUCAUACGUUACCUAAUGAAUUUGAUAGAGUUGAAAGAAUUCAAACAAAUUCAUUUGUUUAAUAUAAAUAAUUUGAAGUACAAUGUAUGUUACAAGUAAAUAUGUCGUUUUAAGUUUAUUU
Osmia bicornis bicornis is the source of this 1391-nucleotide messenger RNA. Its product is annotated as ELMO domain-containing protein 2. The record is from RefSeq and is a predicted model, not a curated record. Gene Ontology annotation, molecular function: GTPase activator activity. The coding region runs from base 47 to 988 and encodes 313 amino acids. NCBI's taxonomy places the organism in Eukaryota, Metazoa, Arthropoda, Insecta, Hymenoptera, Megachilidae. The transcript has 2 exons.